AUGGGGUUCUUUUCCCCGAGUCGCAAGAAGCAGCCGGCGGAGGAGGCGCGCGGGAGCGACGGGGACGGCGGCGACCCGGCCUCGGCAGCUUCCGACCCGGCCCCGGCCGUGACGACCGGGGUCCCGCGACCCGCGCUCGUAUCGUCGGACCGCCGCGCCGCGCCGCCUCCCGUCGUCGCGCCGACGAACAUCACGUCGUGCAUCACCGCGGACGACGACGGCGCUUGGCGCUUCCAGCCGUGCACCGUCGUCGUCCACAACCCCGGCGCCGCGCCCGUGCUCUUCAAAGUCAAGGCUCUCCAUCCCGACGAGGUGUUCGUCAAGCCCAACCAGGGCGCGAUCGCGGCUGGGGACGAUAUCGAGCUCACCCUCACGUUCAAACACCCCGACGUCGCGGAGACCUCGGCCCCGAGGCCCAACGAGCUCGCCGUGCUCUCCCUCGCGUGCGACGCCGGGCACUCGCUCCCGUGCGACCCCGCGGUGGAGCAGCCCCCUUCGGUGUUCGUAUCGCGAGCGUUCGACGCGGCGGACAAACACCGCGCGUUCCCCGCGCGUAAGGUGGCCGUGAACUUCGACAUCACCGUCGCCAAGGCGGUGAGACGCGCGUGUGAGGCGGCGGCGAGAGAAGCGGAGGGACGCGCGUGUGAGGCGGCGGCGAGGUCGGCGAGGGCGAGGGCGAGGGGAGAGGCGGCUCGGCGGUUUGGCUGCGUGUGGCGCGCGCUCGCGAGGACGCGCGCGCUCGCGAGGCAGGGGUACUACUCCGAGGACCUGGCGAGUGAGGUGAGGGCGAUGGAGGCGAGGUUCGAGUCCGGCUUGGCGGCGGCGCGGGCGGAGAACGACGGGCUGAGGACCAACCUGGAGAUAUCGCGGGGCAACGCGGCGAGGGAGGAGGCGGAGUGUCGCAGGCUCGAAGCCGAGAUUGACGAGCUCAGUCUGGAACUGGAGCACACCAGAGCCGAGGCGGACCGCGCCAGAGCGGAGGCGAACGCGCACGAGGAGGCGGCGGCGUCGGCAUCCGCCGCAGCCGGCGUCGCCGCCGACCGGCUCCUCUCCGCGGAAAAGUCGAGAGAGGAAAAGCGGGACCGGAUCGUGGAGAUGGUCAAGGCUGAGGCGGAGGGGAAGAUCGCGCAGGAGACCACGCGCAUGGCGACGGAGCACGCGCGGCGACGUAAGCUGUUCGACGACGUGGUGACGAACCUCACGGGUAGGUGCGAGGCUUCGGAUAAGGAAAGACACGACGCGGUGGCAAAGUUGGAGCUCUCCAGAAGCGAGCUGGCCGACGCGCGCAGACGACUGGAUACGCUCCAUCGCGCCGUCCCGAACGUGCUGGCGAACGUUCACGCGCGGUGGAAGCUGGGCGGUGGCGACGGGACGUGGACGGCGCGCGUCGUGUUUGCCACGUGGCGCCACGUGGCUGUCAUCGCGAGGGAAUCGGAACGGCUGAACCGGUGCGUCGAGGAGCUCGUGCGUGAACGCGCCGAGCGCGAAACAAUGAUCCGCGAGGCUAGGCGGGAGGCCAGGUUGGACGCCGAGCGAACAGCCUCGGCGCGCGUGGUUCGGCUCGAAUCCGCGAACGACGCCCUCAUGACCGACCUGAGGGACGCGUCCGAUGCGGCACAGCUGGCGCGGGGCGAGGUGGCGCGGCUGGCUCGGCUUCGAGAGACGGAUUCGACGGAAAACGCUCGGCGGAUGCGAGCCGAGUUGGACGCGAAGGAGGCGAGGGAGGAGGCGAAGGCGCACGCGCGCCGAAUCAGGGCUCUGCGGGAUCUCUCCUCCCGGGUGGGGCGAUCGCCGGUUGAAGGUCCGGGCGGGCGCGGUGGCCCGGUGGCCGAGGACUCGUGCGCCGGGUGCUCGGACGACGACGACGAACCGUCGUCGCCCGCGUCUCGACUCGACGCCGAAGCUCGCGAGAAUCUCCGGCGAGGAUCGCUGAUGAAGAGAACCGGCUCAUCGCCUCCUCCCUCUCCCUCGCGGCGUGCGGCCUCGCGCGACCCGCACGUGCUCCUCUCGCGCGCCAAGUCGGCGGCGAGGGCGUCGUCCCAGGCGUCCGCGGGAUGGGGCGGAUGGGGCGACGGGGACCGCGCGACGCCGCCGCCGUCCCCCGCUGGUUGCGCACAGCUGGCGACGAGGCGAGCCGAGCGAGGCGGCGCGGGCGUGGACGGGUACCUGGCGCUGGCGCGAGCCGCGGCGAGGCGGUUCAACGAGCCGUUGGUGUCCCCGCCGGCGGCUUAG
Messenger RNA from Micromonas commoda, 2232 nucleotides. RefSeq lists its product with no specific name. The coding region runs from base 1 to 2232 and encodes 743 amino acids. The transcript has a single exon. The record is from RefSeq and is a predicted model, not a curated record. Lineage: Eukaryota; Viridiplantae; Chlorophyta; Mamiellophyceae; Mamiellales; Mamiellaceae.